UGGUCCCUUCUGGCUGAGGCCCGGGGAAAGAAAGCGGAAGCCCUGGGAUCGACUGCAUCUUUUCUCUGACACGUGCAGCUUCAUUUUGAGAUCCCCGUUUUUGUAGUACUGAAAGACCAGAGUGCCGAUUGUCUGAUUGUUACUCAUACGUUUCUCUAGGUACGCCAUGGCUCAGCUCCAGACACGCUUCUUCACUGACAACAAGAAAUAUGCGGUAGAUGAUGUUCCCUUCUCCAUACCUGCAGCGUCUGAAAUUGCUGACCUUAGUAACAUCAUCAAUAAAUUGUUGGAGGCCAAAAAUGAGUUCCACAAACAUGUGGAGUUUGAUUUCCUCAUCAAGGGCCAGUUUCUACGAAUGCCCUUGUUCAAACACAUGGAACUGGAAAACAUCUCAUCAGAAGAAGUUGUGGAACUAGAGUACGUGGAGAAGUACACUGCCCCUCAGCCGGAACAAUGCAUGUUCCAUGAUGACUGGAUCAGUGCAAUCGAAGGGACAGAGGAAUGGAUCUUGACUGGUUCUUAUGAUAAGACUUCUCGGAUCUGGUCCUUGGAAGGAAAAUCAAUAAUGACAAUUGUGGGACAUACAGAUGUUGUAAAAGAUGUGGCCUGGGUGAAAAAAGACAAUUUGUCUUGUCUACUACUGAGUGCCUCUAUGGAUCAGACUAUUCUCUUAUGGGAGUGGAAUGUGGAAAGGAACAAGGUGAAGGCUCUGCACUGCUGCAGGGGUCAUGCUGGCAGUGUGGAUUCCAUAGCUGUGGACAGCACAGGAACCAAAUUUUGCAGUGGCUCCUGGGAUAAGAUGCUAAAGAUUUGGUCUACAGUUCCUACAGAUGAAGAAGAUGAAAUGGAAGAAUCCACAAAUCGACCAAGAAAGAAACAGAAAACAGAGCAGUUGGGACUAACAAGGACUCCCAUUGUGACCCUCUCUGGCCACAAGGAAGCCAUUUCCUCAGUUCUGUGGUCAGAUGCUGAAGAAAUCUGCAGUGCGUCUUGGGACCACACGAUUAAAGUAUGGGAUGUUGAGUCUGGCAGUCUAAAGUCAACUUUGACAGGAAAUAAAGUGUUUAAUUGUAUCUCCUAUUCUCCACUUUGUAAACGUUUAGCAUCUGGAAGUACAGAUAGGCAUAUCAGACUGUGGGAUCCCCGAACUAAAGAUGGUUCUUUGGUGUCACUGUCCCUAACCUCACACACAGGUUGGGUAACAUCAGUAAAGUGGUCUCCUACCCAUGAACAGCAGCUCAUUUCUGGUUCUUUAGAUAACAUGGUUAAGCUGUGGGAUACCAGAAGUUGUAAGGCUCCUCUCUAUGAUCUGGCUGCUCAUGAAGACAAAGUUCUGAGUGUAGACUGGACAGACUCAGGGUUACUUCUCAGUGGAGGAGCAGACAAUAAAUUGUAUUCCUACAGAUAUUCACCUACGACUUCCCAUGUGGGGGCAUGAAAGUGAAAGAUAAAUCUGACUACAGAGGUUCCUUCUGUAAACAAAAUCAAUAGAGAAUACUCAGCUAACACCAAGACAGAUACAGGAAGCAGCCUUUUAGAUUAAAGUUAAUAUACUGUUUCCCCCUUGAUGAUAGUGUUAUCACUGUCUUUUUAUUUUGUAUUUAUUAUACAACAGUUGUGUUUAUUAAAUAUAAAACAUGGCCUGCA
Messenger RNA from Budorcas taxicolor (takin), 1647 nucleotides. RefSeq names its product WD repeat domain 12 (gene WDR12). The record is from RefSeq and is a predicted model, not a curated record. The transcript has 13 exons. Gene Ontology annotation, molecular function: protein binding. NCBI's taxonomy places the organism in Eukaryota, Metazoa, Chordata, Mammalia, Artiodactyla, Bovidae. Gene Ontology annotation, cellular component: preribosome, large subunit precursor; PeBoW complex. Gene Ontology annotation, biological process: maturation of LSU-rRNA from tricistronic rRNA transcript (SSU-rRNA, 5.8S rRNA, LSU-rRNA); maturation of 5.8S rRNA from tricistronic rRNA transcript (SSU-rRNA, 5.8S rRNA, LSU-rRNA); ribosome biogenesis. The coding region runs from base 167 to 1438 and encodes 423 amino acids.